AUGUCUUUGUUCGAUUCUCAAAGAAUAUCGAAAGUCUCUACUCUUUUUAUUCUGACCAUUACCGUUGUGAGAUCUCAAAAAAUUGGUACCUAUACUACCGAGACUCACCCAGCCUUGACUUGGUCAACAUGUACAGAAGGUGGUAGUUGUACCACUACUAUUGAUGUCAGUUGUGCUCAGGACUGUGCUCUUGAUGGCGCUAACUAUGAAGGGACAUACGGUAUAACUAGCAGUGGGAAUGAACUACAUGGCGCACAGUAUGGUGUCGGUUACUGUGAUUCUCGAUGUCCUCGCGAUCUCAAGUUCAUUCAAGGUUUGACGAACGUUGAGGAUUGGACUCCAUCAUCAAACAAUGCGAAUACAGGAGUUGGGAACUACGGAUCCUGUUGCGCUGAACUGGACAUUUGGGAGGCAAAUAGCGUGUUAGAAGCACUUACCCCUCAUCCAUGCGACACUCCAACAAAUACCCGUUGUGAGGGAGACGCCCGUGGUGGAACUUAUACUAAUACUCGCUAUGCUGGUACAUGUAACCCUGAUGGUUGUGACUUCAACCCUUCCCGUCUCGGAAACACCAGCUUCUACGAGUCCAGGAUGACUAUAACUCGUUAUUAUGUUCAGAACGACGUGGUCAUCCCGCAGCCUGCCUCUCAGAUUUCAGGCAUUACUGGAAAUGUCAUUAACGUCGCGUUUUGCAGUGCCGAGCUUUCGGUUUUCGCUAAAACUACUGCAUUUACUUCUCACGGUGGCAUGAGUAGUGUUGGGAAAGCACUCUCCAGCGGAAUGGUUUUAGUCAUAAGUGUUUGGGAUGAUUAUUCUGCUAGCAUGUUAUGGCUUGAUAGCAUGUACGCAACAAAUGAUACUGCGACCACCCCCGGCGCGAAACGUGGAACAUGUGCUACAACGUCUGGAGUUCCGAAAACCGUCAAUGCUGACGAUCCUAACGCUUAUGUUAUAUUUUCAGACAUAAGAGUAGGCCCUAUCAAAUCGACUUUUACGGGUGGCUCCUGA
Molecule: messenger RNA, 1008 nt
Organism: Talaromyces proteolyticus
Lineage: Eukaryota; Fungi; Ascomycota; Eurotiomycetes; Eurotiales; Trichocomaceae
Product: concanavalin A-like lectin/glucanase domain-containing protein
Exons: 4
Coding region: 1-1008 (335 amino acids)
Biological process (GO): carbohydrate metabolic process
Molecular function (GO): hydrolase activity, hydrolyzing O-glycosyl compounds
Source: RefSeq, a predicted model, not a curated record